Molecule: messenger RNA, 882 nt
Organism: Owenia fusiformis
Lineage: Eukaryota; Metazoa; Annelida; Polychaeta; Sabellida; Oweniidae
Source: the annotation of a GenBank genome assembly
UACAAAUAUAAUAUUUGGAUAAGCAUUACAUAAACAUAAUAGAAAACUAAGGAUCAAAAAAUUUUGGGAAUAAAACGAACAUAGGACACAUAUUUAGGGCGAGAACAUUUUUGAAACAUUGUACAUAUAAAUAUUGAUUUAUGUGUAGUACCUUAUAGUAGAUAUAAACAGUGCAGUACAUGUAUUAGUGCUACAUUGAAAAGUCACAGUGACAUAUUACACACUCAAACACAAACAAUAUUGAGGUGCAAUGGAUUUCGCAAAUGUAAACCUGUGGUUAAAAAUGGACUUUGGCAGACGCAAAGUGAAAGAACUUGAAAUUGCCAGACUGAGAUAUGAUGAAAUGGGAGAGAUAACCAACGACCCAAUUGCAGGAGUUCAACUUAUAUGGGGAGGAAGCAACAUCGCAAUAAUAUAUUGCCGUGAUUUGGAAGCCAAAGCCCAGAUUGUCUCUAUCGGUCAAAUAAAUUGCAAUGGCCAACUCGUACAGAUCAUGAACUACACAGAGGAAUCCCUUAAACCACCAGAACGUGUCUCCAUACAUGGAAUACCUUUGCACAUUUCGAACAUAGAAAAGCAAGAUUGGAUAAGUGAACGUGUCACAAUAACUACUCCUGUCCAGUAUGCCAUGAAGGAAAGCAAUGGGAUUCGCAUCAACUCUGGUAAUCGUUUCUGCUACGGGCAUGUCAAAACUGGAGUCAUAUUUCCCAGGUACAAUAACUAUACAACAUCCAACCCGUUUGACACACAGUCUCUUAUUGAUUAUGAGGUGACAAUCUACAUUAACUCUCAACCUAUCAAUUGUGCAAGAUGUAAGGACUUAUCCCACAUGAGCAGAGAGUGCCCUAAAAACAAACCCAGAUGUAGACAAUGCGGGAGCAC